This is a messenger RNA of Hansenula anomala, 1282 nucleotides long. It is a transcript of the gene PRO3, whose product is annotated as pyrroline-5-carboxylate reductase. Lineage: Eukaryota; Fungi; Ascomycota; Saccharomycetes; Phaffomycetales; Wickerhamomycetaceae. Gene Ontology annotation, molecular function: pyrroline-5-carboxylate reductase activity. Bases 434 to 1282 code for a protein of 282 amino acids. The record is from RefSeq and is a predicted model, not a curated record. The transcript has a single exon. Gene Ontology annotation, biological process: L-proline biosynthetic process.
GGAAAAAGGUGAACUUUUGCAAAGUACUAAAAUCCUAAUCUCAGCUCAUGAUUUUUGGGUAUCUGUCAGGGGACACAGUGUCAUAAAGGCGCUUGUCAUUAGACUUCCUAAACCGGCAAAAACAUCAAGGGAAAAGCAAUUGUUUGGUAGUAAAAAUUAAAUGAGCUCAAUAUCUCAAUAAAUUUAUAGCAACAUAUGGCCUUAAAAUCGUAUACAUCCCAUUUAAAUCCCAAUGUUUAUCAAGUUUAAAGUGGUUUAAAUUUUCCGUCAAAGUUACCCCCAACUCCAAGAUGCAAAACAGAUUCGCGGAUCGUCAAAAAUGAAUCAUUUUGGAAUCGCGGAGUUGGAAAUCCAACGACCAGUUCACGAUAAAACGAAUAGUUUUAAUUUUAGUUCAAUUGUUUUUUGAUUUAGCUAUUUAUUUUAAAUAGUCAUGUCCUACAAAAAAGGCGAAGCCUACACUUUGACCAUUUUGGGUGCUGGUACCAUUGGUCAAGCUCUUUUAUCAGCUUAUCUAGCAUCUGAAAAAGCUGAAGCAGCACCAUCCAAAAUCAUUGCAUGUGUUAGAUCAGAAGAAUCAGCAAAGAAAUUAGAGACCCAAUACUCCAGUGCAUCAUCUAUUCAAUUUGAAACCAGUUUUGGUGAGGAAUCCAACAAUAAGGCUGUUGAAGAAGCUGCUGUUGUGGUCAUUGGUACUAAACCAUAUAUUACAGAAGCUGCCCUAAGUCCAGUCAAAGACAAAUUACAAGGGAAAUUAUUGAUAUCCAUGGUUGCAGGAUGGACAAUUGAACAAUUUCAAACAUACUCUAGUAAAAUCAGUAGAGUUAUGACAAACACACCAGCUAAAUAUCAGUAUGGUACUGCUGUUAUUGCCAACUCUUCAGAUAUCACCGAGGAUGAACGUCAAUUGAUCCUAGAAUUAGUUUCACCAAUUGGUAAAGUUGUUGAAUUGCCUGAAAAGAAUAUGGAUGCAGCUACUGCUUUAGUUGGUAGUGGUCCAGCAUUCGUGUUGAGUAUGUUGGAAGGUUUAGUAGAAAGUGGUAUAAGUCUUGGGAUCCCAUUCAAAGAAUCCUUGGAAUGCUCCAUCAAAGUCAUGGAGGGUACUGCAAAGAUGGUUGAAUUAUCAGGCACACAUCCUGGUGAAUUGAAACACAAGGUGUGUACUCCUGGGGGAACCACUAUUGCCGGUUUAGUUGAGAUGGAGAGCCAAGGUGUGAAGUCUGGUAUCAUCAAAGGUGUCCAAGCUGCAGCACAUAGAGCCAGUGAACUAGGAAAGAAGUAG